Messenger RNA from Nannospalax galili (Upper Galilee mountains blind mole rat), 2051 nucleotides. RefSeq names its product PHD finger protein 23 (gene Phf23). The coding region runs from base 289 to 1500 and encodes 403 amino acids. The transcript has 5 exons. NCBI's taxonomy places the organism in Eukaryota, Metazoa, Chordata, Mammalia, Rodentia, Spalacidae. The record is from RefSeq and is a predicted model, not a curated record. Gene Ontology annotation, biological process: negative regulation of autophagosome maturation; positive regulation of protein ubiquitination; negative regulation of autophagosome assembly.
AGAAGGGAGGGAGGAGAGUGGAGGGAGGAGGAGGAGGAGAAGAAGAAGGAGGAGGGAGCAGGCGGCCGGCGGCACGGGGGGAGGGGGCCCGGUCCGGGAGUGCGGGAGGCUGUGGAGAGGGAGGUGGCGGUAGCGGGUAGCGGACUGUAGUCUCCACCGGGCCAAAGCGGACACUUCGGGGGAGCGAGGCAGUAGGAGCACCGAGCACCAGAGGCGGCACCGGGAUCCCCGGCUCAGGGAGGCGGGGGGGUGGGGGGGGUCGCCGGACCGAGUGGAGGGGAGGGGGCGAUGCUGGAAGCCAUGGCGGAGCCCAGUCCCGAAGAUCCACCUCCGACUCUGAAGCCAGAGACUCAGCCGCCAGAGAAACGUAGGAGAACAAUUGAGGAUUUCAACAAAUUCUGCAGUUUUGUCUUGGCCUAUGCUGGUUACAUCCCCCCUAGCAAAGAGGAAAGCGACUGGCCAGCCUCUGGCUCUAGCUCUCCAUUGCGAGGUGAGAGUGCAGCAGACAGUGAUGGCUGGGACUCAGCCCCCUCGGAUCUUCGAACUAUCCAGACUUUUGUUAAGAAAGCAAAGUCAUCAAAGAGAAGGGCAGCUCAAGCAGGUCCUACCCAGCCAGGACCCCCAAGGUCCACUUUUUCUCGUCUACAGGCCCCUGACAGUGCCACUCUGCUUGAGAAGAUGAAGCUCAAGGACUCUCUGUUUGAUCUGGAUGGACCCAAAGUGGGAUCUCCACUGUCCCCCUCAUCUCUGACACACACCUCCCGCCCUUCUGCUGCUCUCACCCCAGUGCCGCUUUCCCAAGGGGAUCUCUCCCAGCCCCGAAAGAAGGACCGAAAGAACCGAAAGUUGGGGCCAGGAGGUGGGGCUGGCUUUGGGGUUCUUCGGAGGCCACGGCCAGCUCCUGGGGAUGGGGAAAAGAGGUCUCGAAUCAAGAAGAGCAAGAAACGGAAGUUGAAAAAGGGAGAGAGAGGGGAUAGACUCCCAGCUCCUGGCCCACCCCGGGCACCUCCUAGUGAUACAGACUCUGAAGAGGAGGAUGAAGAGGAAGAAGAGGAUGAUGAUGAUGAAGAGAUGACAGCAGUGGUGGGGGGUGAAACCCCAGCCCCUGUGCUCCCAACACCCCCUGAAGCCCCUAGGCCCCCUGCCACAGUGAACCCUGAAGGGGCUCCCCCCACUGACAGUGAAGGAAAGGAAGUAGGCAGCACAGAAACAAGCCAAGAUGGAGAUGCCAGCUCCAGUGAAGGCGAGAUGAGGGUCAUGGAUGAGGACAUCAUGGUAGAAUCAGGUGAUGACUCCUGGGAUCUGAUCACAUGUUACUGCAGAAAACCCUUUGCUGGGCGGCCCAUGAUUGAAUGCAGCCUGUGUGGGACAUGGAUCCAUCUCUCCUGUGCUAAGAUUAAGAAGACCAAUGUCCCUGACUUCUUUUAUUGUCAGAAAUGCAAGGAACUGCGGCCUGAGGCCCGGCGGUUAGGGGGUCUUCCCAAAUCUGGAGAGCCCUGACAUUACCAUUUAGGCUGGAACUUUUGACAUGACUUGGGAACUGAGCCUCAGGGUCUUCAGCCUGUCCCUUGGAUGGAGGAGAUGGUCCCCACUUCAAGACUGGAGUUUCUAAGGGACACUUGUUUGGAAAUGUCUUCUCAAUCUUUUCUGCUCCAUGGACUUGAAAUUGGACCCACUGCAGUUGGAUUGGGUCUGGGGAGGCUGUCUGAAUCUGUAGACGAAAUCUCUGUCCCUUGAACCACCCCUCACUUUCAGGGCCAGGGCUCAAAUUGGGAUGUAAUGGGAUAGUUGUCUAUAAAAUUUUAGUGUAAAUAUAGCACUCCCCUCCUCAUCUUCUUUUCACUCCAUUUAUUUUAUUCUGCACCGGUUAUGUUUUUCAUUUUGGGCUUCCCCUUUCUGAGCGUAGCUGCUCAAAGGUGGGAGUACCAUAGCCUGGUGGAGUGAGGGAGGAAAGCAAAAAGGUGGGGAUGAUUGCUUGUUUUUAAUAUCGGCCAGCUGCUUGUAGGGAUAGCUUGCGUGUUGUAAAUAAAGCAGUGGGCUCUUGUGUUUUA